UGUCAAUGCGCCAGAGCUCUAUCAGUGAGAGGGAGGUCGUCACAUCUGCGAGCCAGGUUUCGGCAGUGCUAUAUAAAAGCGCCUCCUCAAUUUCGAUUUUACAGAAAGACAAACUCUUGUGAUCAGCAUCAUGAAUACCUCGACUGUCGUCCUCCUCUGCCUGCUCGCAGCGGCCGCGUUCGCGGCACCACCGGCGAGACAAUCGAAGGACGAGCCAAUCCCGAUCCUGGCCUACAAUUUCGACGGGCCGCAUCCGAACGGUUUGUACAGCUACAGCUACUCCACGGGCAACGGCAUACAGGCGCAGGAGCAGGGUCAGCUGGCGAAGAUCGCCGCCGACGAGGACGCUCUCCGCGCUCAAGGCUCCUUCAGCUACGUCGACGCCGACGGCAAUUCCUUCGGCCUGAACUACGUCGCUGACGAGAACGGCUUCCAGCCGAAGGGUGACCACCUGCCGACACCGCCUCCGGUGCCUGCCGCCAUCCUGAAGGCUCUGGAGUACAUCGCCGCGCACCCCGAGGAGGACAACCUGUGAAAGUGAACCGCCACGCGGCGUAUCGUUCGGACUGAGAUCGUGUCGAAUCAAUCGGAGAAGUUCGACCUUUCAGCUCAAUUUGGCUCGAUUACGCUGGACAAACACGAAUUAUUCAUCAACCAAACAGUCGCCAUCGUUAUCUGUGAUCCCCUGUCAAUAUUCCGCCGGCGAAACAUUAUCAACAUUGUCUUUUUAUACCAGUAUUGAGCAGUAAUCGAUUAAAACUUUGCUUGAUUAUUAAAUAAUUAGUAAAUCGAUCAUCAAUCAUCACGUAUGCAAUCACAAAUAAUUUGAUUGGUGAAAUUAUAAUUAUUGAUCAGUGUAGAAUCAAUCAGAUCAGAGUUUGAUUAACAAUUAAUUUCAUCAGUUUCGUUUAUGUUAUUCACAAUUUUAUAUACGAAGGUUGAUUGAUCUUGACUAUUAAUUUCGAUUACCUUAGUCAACUAAAAUUGCAAUUUAACAUUUGUAAAACUAACGUCUUGAUCGAUUAACGCUCAGUACUGGUUUAUAUCGUCUGGUAGGUCCAUCGAAAAUCGAGGCGAACUUUUGGAUUGACCUGAUAUCGACGAUCGUUAGUACAAACAAAUCAUGAGAAAAAGAGAGAGAUUUCUGUGACGAUUAAAUGGAUACGACGCGCGAAAAAUACGAAGGGUAAGGUACAACUUAUUCAGACGAGGGACUCGAGAGCCAAAAGAGAAAAGAAGAGAAUCGCCGCGGCUCUGAAUGUCAUUAGGUUUCUUUCAUCUUCUUGAAGACCCCACUUGAAGAUUCGAUAUCCUUAGUCUAUCGAUAUCAGUAACGCACACACACACACAUACACACACACACACACACACACACACACACACAAUGCGCGCGCGUGCUGCCAGUUCCGUAAUUCCAAACGAGAAUUUAAUCUCACCGAGAUUACGACGUCGGGAGAUUUUAUACUCUUGCGUCUGCAAGUUCCACAAACUCGCAUGAUUCGAGGCUGAAGCUCGCUCGUUGCGCGCGAGGGAGACAGCGACAGAAGGCGGGAGAGACAGUGCGACGUUCCACGGGUGGCGGCUCCGAGUUAGCACAGUCAAUUAGUACCUACUGUGUUAAUUAAGGAGAGCCUCGUGGCGCAUGUAUUAUGUAUAGAGCCGGUGCGACGGCAACGUUUAUAUUAAACGCUGCUGAACUCGACGAAAUAAAUUUCGACCGUGUGCGCUCAGUCAGUCACGCGCGCUCCUUCUACGAUGAAAAUUUACCUGACCGUCGAGCCGUAAACACAUCACGGAUGUCCCGUUCAUUAAAACGUAUCAAAUCGCUCGUGAUUUGAAUACGUCGCGAAGCGGCACCACGGACGGACGAACGAGCGAGCUCGCGCGAUUAUACGAAUAACGCGAGAGGCCAUAUUUAACGAACAUCACGUGUAGAUGACGCAAUAAUGGUCGCGGGACACGAUGAAAUGGCAUGACAUUGGCCCAAAUUGCUGCCGCUAACGAGCGUUUUGAAUUCCCUCGCGAGUAAGCUCCCUUCGAAAACCCGACUCUGUAUUUUUCAGCUGUGUAUAUAUAUUUUUUUUAAUUCUCUG
This is a messenger RNA of Odontomachus brunneus, 2093 nucleotides long. RefSeq names its product endocuticle structural glycoprotein SgAbd-2-like (gene CPR21). The coding region runs from base 131 to 535 and encodes 134 amino acids. The transcript is spliced from 2 exons. Gene Ontology annotation, molecular function: structural constituent of chitin-based larval cuticle. Gene Ontology annotation, cellular component: chitin-based extracellular matrix. NCBI's taxonomy places the organism in Eukaryota, Metazoa, Arthropoda, Insecta, Hymenoptera, Formicidae. The record is from RefSeq and is a predicted model, not a curated record.